This is a messenger RNA of Phoenix dactylifera (date palm), 5715 nucleotides long. The record is from RefSeq and is a predicted model, not a curated record. Lineage: Eukaryota; Viridiplantae; Streptophyta; Magnoliopsida; Arecales; Arecaceae.
GCCGUCUCCCGCACGGCUUUCUUUUGGCCCAAAUCUUUCUUUGGUUUUUGCUUUUCUUUGUUCUUCGUUCUUCGAUUAUGUUCGCAUCUUAGAAGAUCGCGGUUUGGGAUUUUUAUGAGGGAUCGGACGAGAGCGGGAGAGCUAGAUCUGUUUCUAUUUUAAGAGAUGUAGGAGGAAAAGUCGGUUUUUUUUUUUGGAAUAUGGGAACUGGAAGACUGUUUUGGGAUUUGAUGACUCCCACCCGUGGCGUUCUGUUGAUUCAACUCGUGCGAAAGUGUUGUCUGUUAUGAGGUUGGAGAAUAGGGCCGGCAAUCGAGAUUUCUCUUGGAGAAACGAGGUUUUUCCUGUGUUAUUCGGGGAAAACUUGGGCUUUUAAGUGCUGAUGGAGAAGAGAGUUGUAGUUUUGAGAUGAUUUUCAGAUCUCAGAUCGUUCCAUGAGAGGUGACAAAAACUGUUUCUCAUGCGGCUCAGCUACAUGGCUGCCUGGUUCUCUUGGAAUCGGAUAUAUGAUAAUUGAGAUCUGAUUUUCAUGCCCAUUCAAUCGCUACACGAGGAUUAGUUGAGCUCUAAUUUGAGAAGGAAAUCAAUAAGAUGCUUUGUGCACAUGCAGCUCUUGCUUUGUUGCACUGAAUUAAAGUGAUUAUAGGAGUUAGAGUUCCAUUUCCCUCUAUCAUAACUUAAAACAAUGCCGGUAUCUGAUCAUGAUGAGCUGGGAGUUAAUCUUCUAGCUCAACAGUCUGGUGACUCUAUUGCAGGUGUUCCCAUCAAGAAAAGACGAUUUAUUUUAUCUCAAUUUUCAUCUCCUCCAACUCAAACGCCAUCUUUGCCACCAGAAGAUUCUGAAAGACCAUGGAAAAAGUCAUAUAUCUCAGAGGCCGAGUCUUCUGCUUCAGACAGUAGUGCCCAGCCUGCUUUAGGGACUGAUUUCAUCACUGAUGGUUCAUUGGAGGCGAAAGGAGAGUCUCUGGAUAACAGAGAUGUAAAUACAGCUUGUAGACUUGAAAAUCAUACGGAGCCUAAUGUUCAGGAAUUGGGGCUUAAGACUGCUACCUCUGCGAUCAAGGGAACCAGUGUUGUGAAAGAUUCAAAUAUGGAUGACAAAUCUGCUUUAUGGUCUGGUAUGCAAAACAAUCAACUUUUAUCAACAGCCAAGAGGCCAUCUGUGCUGCCUGUAGGUGAGAGGAGUGGUGAAGGGAAAUUUGCUUCAAGUGAUAAAUCUGCAUUUCAAAGAGUUGCAUCAAUGUCUGGAUGGCAGUUAGCAUCUUCAAGAGAUGGGAAAGAUGAUGGAGAUGGUUCAGUGAAGCAGGACAAAGUGGAUCACUUAUCAUAUGAUCUGCCUCUGGAUGGGAGGCACACCAUUUAUAACAACUAUAGCAAUUUUAGUUCAAGAGUUGAUCCUGUUCAUCACUAUGUAAACAGGUCAAAUUGGGACUUGAACGUUCCAAUGGACACUUGGGAUUCCUCAGCAAGUGUUUCAGUCAUGGUGCAAGAUGGGCAUGACAGUUCGACUUCCGGAGGUAUCCCCAAGCAAAAGCUCGUGGCACGCUCUGUACAAAUGACUCCUGGAGAAUCAAGUAACAUGCUUCAGAAAAGCAACAACCUCAGGCUGGGCAACUUUUCUAUGAGUUCUGAUGAUCAUAAUGGGGCAGAAGUUGGCCUAGAUUUGCAGCUAAAACCACCCAGUAGACCUGAAUUAUGCAUCAACUGGGGAGCCAUGGCUCCUCCUGAUCUGAGCUUAUCAUUGGCAGGCACUACGACAGAUAUAUCAAGUAAAGCUGUAAAGCCUGAACCUUACGAGGAGGUAAGUCCAAAUGGCACUCGGAAAGUUGAAAUGGUUAGUCUGAAGUCAGUAGAUUUUAGGCAUGUAAAAUCUGAGCCAUGUGAUGGAAGUUCUCAAGACAAAGAUGCCGAAUUAGCGGGUUCUGGAGAGAGAGGCAAAGAUGCCGAAUUAGCAGGUUCUGGAGAGAACAAAUCAGCACGUGCGGGAAUGGUGAAGUCAGAGCCACCAGAAGAGCCUUCUCAAGAAUUCCUUAAGAGACUUACAGGUCAGUCACCUGAUAUGGAGAGUGAUAAUCAUAGAUUAAUGCUGCAUUUUGCGGAGGGGCGUCCACACACAAGCGAAACCAAGGCAAUGGAUUUGAAUUCUGAAGCUGUUUCCGUUAAUGAUGAACUUCAUGAUGGCUCAAAAAUGCCUGCAAGUGCAGAGAUACCUGCAAGUGAAAGUGUAGGUGCUACUGCAGGUUUGGUUCCUGAAGCUGUCAUUCCUGAUUGUACCAAAAAUGACCAUAGAGAAUUGCAUAAUAGCACUUGCCUUUUCCAAGAUGAAGGAAAUGAUAUUAAGAUUUCAGAUUUGGCAUCAAAAUCCCAGAUUUCUGAGGGCAAAGGAUUGAAUUCAGUCAGUGAAACAUGUGAAGUUGCUGGUCAGGCUUCUAACUCACUUACUGAACCUGUAGUUUCUGAUGGGGUGAAAGGGCGUGCAGUAUUUGAUGGUAUGUCUGAAGGUAGUGCAGAAAUGGACUUUUCGGACGAUGAUAAUAUUGUUUCGUCAAAUUUAGUUGCAAUGGAUGAGCAUCAAGUGGAUUCAUAUGGAAACAGCAAGGUAGGUGGAAGUGCUCAGGAGAGGAUUAAUUUAUCUGCUGAUAAUCAAGCAAAACAAAGCAGUUACAAUGAACAUGGAUCAAUUAAUUUUCAUACUGCUCAUGAUGCUAGAGCGAAAACUCUUCAACAGAGAGAUGGUGACGAUGAGUAUGAAGAUGGUAGGGAGAGAAAGUGUUUGUCCAGGAAAGGAAGUAAAGCGGUACUUGAUAAGGAAACCACCGACACCAUUGGACCUACAGAUAUGCCAACAGUGAUGCCAUCAGAUAUGGAUGCAGAGAAAAAAGAAACAGACCCUGAUGAGAUGAAGACUGGUCGCAGUACUGAAAAAAUAAUUAGCGUCUUAUGCAAUAGUAACAAUGAUGUAAACUUGAGUUCAACAAAAGUUGUGCAUGAGUCAUCAGUUAUGGAAGUCCCCAAAGCUGCUUCUAGUAAAACAAAGCUUAUUAAGACCUUUGGUAAGAUCACAGAGAAUCAUCCUCUGAAGGAGAGAGGCUCAGAAAUGAUGGCAAAAUCAACUGGAUCACCUAGUGCAAAAAAAUCUGCAAAAAGUAGUGAGGGUGAUAAAGAUCCCCGACAGGAGAAUCGUAGAGGUUCUGUUCCAUCUGCUAAGCAUUUGAUUUCAUCAAAAAAGUAUUCACCUUUAAAUGGUGUUGCAAUCAAACAUUUUGAUGGUUGGGAUAGGAACAGCCAAAUUAAGAAGGUAACUUCAGCUCCAGAUAGAUCAUCAUUUGGAAAGACUAAAUCUCUUUAUGCCAGGUCAAUUUCUUCUCAAACUGAGAGGGAAAGAUCAACUGAUAAAUCACAUAGGCGGGAGAGGUCGCAUUCUAGGGGGACUAGAAAUGACAGGUGCAGUGACAGGACAUUGAAAUAUGAAAGCGGGAAGAAUGAAGAUCAGCCAGUUGAUAAACAUGGAUCUGACUAUAUUAACAACAGGAAAUCCGACGACCGGUUAGGUGCUUUGUAUUGCAAUCGAAAUUCUGGCCCUCCACGUGAUCCUGAACUUCAUGAUCAGAAAAGUUUCCGAUUUUCAAGGCCUUGUAGUAGAGGUGAAGGUGCCUUUGCUGUCGAAUCAAAUGGUUCUGUGGGUAAUACAGGUAGGAUCUGGAGAAGGCCCCCAGAGGAUGAACCACCACGCCUUUCUCGUUUUCCACCUAGACGGCGGUCUCCUGGACCCAGAGAAGGGCCGGUACCAUUGGAUGCCCAAAUUGCCGGCCCUUCUGUAAGGGAUGUUAGCCCCAGUAGGUAUAUUGGGAGGGAUGUCCCUGAUCCUUUUCUACUGUCUCGUGAAGAGAAGGUCAUGAGGGCUUUGCCAGAUGACAUGAUGGAUCCCUUACCAUUCCCACACCCACGCCUGUUAUAUGAGCGUGUUGACAAUGAUCUCAUCUGGAGACAAAGACGGAGCCACUCACCUAUUAACAGAAGGAUUCCUGCACGUUUACAUCGAGCUCACUCUCCUCAUCAGUGGUCUCCGUCUAGAAGGUCCUCUGAUGCCCUAGAUGGACAUCCAGAACUAUUAAGAUGUAGAUCGCCACCUGUUUUCAGAAUGGACAGGCUGAGAUCACCUCGUCAACAUCCCUGUUUUCCUGAAGAUGUGAUGGUUAGAAGACGUGGUUCUCCUCCUCCUUUCCCUAGAUUACUCGAUGAUAUGAGAGAUAUUCAUCCUUUGGAGGAGCAUGAUUUGCCAAGGCCUGGCAGGGUUUUACAGAGGAACAUCAGGAGGUUUGAUUUGAUUGGCCCUCAUGAGUCUGCUGAUGAGGAGUAUUUCGGACCUUUCCCGGGAAAUCAACUUCAUGAACUUGAGGGGAAUGAUGAAUUUGAUGGGAGAAACAAAUUUGAUGAGAGACGCAAUUUUCUCCAUCCUUUUUUACAGCGACCUGUUGUUUCUGAUGAUGGAGAGAAUUGCCUUCCGUAUCCUGUUGGGGAUGUUCCAAGGCCUAUUAGAUUUUGCCCUGAAGCUGAAGAAAUGUUUCCUGAUAGAGGUGGUCCUCGAGACUUUGAUGGGCGCAUUGGAAACCGGCUUGGGAACAUGCCCAACAGACUGAGAGGCAUGGCAGAGCGAGGUGAUGACUACAGGUACCAUGGUGCACCGGGAUGGCGUGAUGGUGGUUUAAAUGAUGCCAGGUUAAAGAGGAGAAGGCUCUAAUUCUAUAUUAGUACUUUUAGCGAUGAAUCACAUAGGGCUUAUGUAAGCAAUACCUGUUGGGUUUAGAUAUUUACUCGUCAAGUUCGGUCGUUGUUGCUGACCUAUAUUUGAUGCCUUUUGGAGAGUGAGACUUGUGGCUUGUCUCUUGCCAUGGGUAUGUGCAGCUGGGAGCUUUACUGACCAGGUGUUACUUAGUAAUCAAAAGCCUAAAACAAGCAAAAUCCCAAUAAAAUGAUGUGGAGGGUAUGAAGCUGGUAAAUCUUGUAAAUGGCCGAAUUUUACCUACAACUUUUUAAAGAUUCAUCUUCAUCUCCUGGUUAUUACUUUUGGAUUGGAUGGUUUGCAGGUUUGUAUUCAUCUUGGUUAUUUAUGGUCAUACAUGAAAUUUUAUAAGAGCUCAGCAUGUUCAUGUUAUCGUAGUAAACAUGACAUCCAUAGCUACAGCCAGUUUAUACAUACAUGCUCUGGAAUUUAUGAGGUGGGAGUGCCUGUGCCUGCUAAGCUUGUUUAAUUAGUAGGGAAGGCUGAUUUGCUAUGGUGGACUGAGCUUAUGAACUUCUGUUGGCUUUGACUUGGGUAUGAUAAUGUUGGCUCUGCUUCUAAUGGAUGUUCGUGUGCUGUCCUCUGCGAUGCUGGCUUGGGACGCUUCUCUUCCCUUGUUCCUGGAGAGGAGUCCGGCAGCAGUAUUCUUGUAUACGCUCUGCAGCUCCACAGCUAGCGUCAGAAGUUUGCAUCAGAUUGACUAAUCAUGUCUGAAUUUGGCAAUUCUGCUUGGAAACUAAAGUCUUAUGAAUCCAUGUUUAAAUCUCAGAAAAGUUUGUAUGUGGUGGACCCUUCCUUUUAUAAUAUACAACCUUGUCAGAUUUAUGCGAAAAGAUCGUGGCAAUUGAUAUCAUUGUUAGUCAUUGCUGAUUCCAUUGGCCAACUUGUCAGAAUCUUGUGUAUGGCUUCAUGAAUUGGCUUGGCUGUUAGAA